AAAUGUCACUUCCGUCGAACAUACAACAAAUGAUAAUGCUAGCAAUGCUGUGAAUUGUUGGCUAAAACGGGCAUUUUGAUGCUGUAUGUGUGUGUAACUUAAUCCAGGAUAUCGACUGGCACACCUACAACAACAGAUCCGUGGUGGCAGCUUCAACACUCAUGGAGCCGUCCACAAAGCCUGGGAACAACCAGGUGGCUGACGUGGUAUUUGUCAUCGAAGGGACGGCGAAUCUUGGACCAUACUUUGAAUCUCUUAGAAAAAAUUACAUCCUUCCAGCUAUUGAAUACUUCAACGGAGGGCCACCAGCAGAAACAGAUUUCGGUGGAGAUUAUGGAGGCACACAAUAUGGUCUUGUGGUGUUCAACACAGUGGAUUGCGCUCCUGAGUCUUAUGUUCAGUGUCACGCACCGACAAGCUCAGCCUUUGAGUUUGUGUCAUGGAUUGACAGCAUCCAGUUUAUGGGAGGUGGAGCAGAAAGCUGCAGUCUCAUAGCAGAAGGACUCUCUGUGGCUCUGCAGCUCUUUGAUGACUUCAAGAAAAUGAGGGAGCAAAUAGGUCAAACCCACAAGGUGUGUGUGCUGCUCUGUAACUCUCCUCCAUAUCUACUUCCUGCUGUGGAGAGUGUCAGCUACACGGGCUGCACUGCAGACAACCUGGUCAAAAUCAUCAGAGAUAGAGGAAUUAAUUUUUCUGUGGUGGCUCCUCGUAAACUGCCCGCUCUGAGAGCUCUAUUUGAACGGGCGUCUCCUGUAGGCGGUGCAGUUGAACCCCAUCCAGACUACAGUCAAGACCCUUUCCACAUGGUCCUGGUCAGAGGCAUCUCGCUGCCUGUUUCCGCAGGUGGAGGUCCAGGGCCGCUCAAACCUGUCCUCCCCCCUCAGGCCAACAGUCAGCCUCUUGGUGGAGCUUCACAGCAACCUCCAUCCAUAAAUGCAAACCACCCUUACCAGAAUUCGGCCUCCAUGAGUGCUGCUCAGGUGGCUGCACAGAUGGCAGUGGAGGCAGCCAACAACCAGAAGAGUCGCUUCCCAGGAAUGGGCGGUCAGGGUCCUCCAUUUGCGGUUCAGCCUACCAUACCAUCAGUCUCUGGGGUGAAGCUCAGUCAGCCCAGCAUAUCCACUGUCACAACGGCAAACCAGCCCAUGAUGCCACAGCAGCAAGUUACUCCAAAUCAACAGCAGCAAGUCCCGCCCCCAGGGCAGCCUGUGCCCAGUCAGCAACAGCAGGGUCAACCUCAGCAGCAACCAAUCGCAAAUCAGCCCACAGCGCCUUCAGCCCAGCCCAACUUGGCUGGUGUGUCUGGAGCUCCAGGCAAUGCAAAUCCCAUUGGACAGCCGCAAGGUGUAGCCAAUAAGAUUGUAGCUUGGACCGGCGUUCUGGAGUGGCAAGAGAAGCCCAAAGCCUCCUCUAUGGAUUCGACCAAACUGACACGCUCCCUGCCAUGCCAAGUUCAUGUAAACCAAGGGGAAAACCUAAACACUGACCAGUGGCCGCAGAAGCUCAUCAUGCAGCUGAUUCCGCAGCAACUCCUGACAACCUUAGGUCACCUCUUCAGAAAUUCUCGAAUGGUUCAGUUUCUGUUCACCCACAAAGACAUGGAGUCGCUGAAAGGCCUGUACCGCAUUAUGGCCAAUGGUUUUGCUGGCUGUGUCCACUUCCCCCACACCACCUCUCCCUGUGAAGUGCGAGUGCUGAUGCUCCUCUACUCCUCCAAGAAGAGAAUAUUCAUGGGCCUCAUCCCCAAUGACCAGAGUGGCUUCGUCAAUGGCAUCCGGCAGGUCAUCACCAACCACAAGCAGGUCCAGCAGCACCGAGCGCAGCAGUUGGGAGGGGCUGGGAAUCCAAUGCAACCCGGUCAGGUCGCCCCCAACCAGAACUUCCUCAAUAGGCCCGCUGGCCCCAUCCCCGUCUCCCAUGGCAACGUCCAGCAGCAGUCUGUGGUGGUGGGCAUGCCCCCUGUUAGUCAGGUCUCUAUGAUGGAGGAGCAGCAGAGGCAGAACAACAUGAUGACAAUGAGAGCAGCGGGACCAAACAACCAACAGCCACCCGUCACUGGCGCUCCACCCAACCAGGUCGCACAAAGUGGACAAGCCCAGCCCCAAGGUCCCAUACUCCGCCUCUCAAACCCAGGAGCCAAUCCCCAACUCCGCAGUCUUCUCCUCAGCCAACAGCAGCCACAGACCAAUGUGUCCCACAUGCCAGGCAUGAUGUCUCACCAGGGUAUGGGGCAGCAGUUGGUCCAUCAGACACCAGGAGGGGGGGCUCAAAUGCAGGGCCAAUGGAGGCAGCCAUUGGCAGGUCAGAUCCUGAUGUCUGGAGGUCAGAGAGGUGCUGUUCCCCAGCCUGGGAUGCCCCAAGUCUCCUCUGUCAUGGAGGAUGAAAUCCUCAUGGACCUAAUCUGAGUGAGCGUGCAGGACUCUGGAACAGUGUUUUUUAUUUAUAUUUUUUCUUAGUGGAAUCUUGGCGGCCCUUUUUUGCCAGUUUGGACACAUGCAUCCGCUCGGUUGCUUUAUUGCUACAAAUGUUCAACAUAAUUAAGGAACAAAUCAUGAGUAGUUUUCUUUUUUUUUUUUUUCUUUUCACGGGACUGAGCAGCUGAAGUUAAUUAGGGGCAGACAAUGCGAGCAUUAGUUUUUCAUGUAAAUGGUCAAACUGACAGCACGCUAAUCCUCCACGCUGAAGAAGCCAAACCAGAGGAAACAGAUGAUUAUGUAAAGCUUCUGCAAACUCCACUUUUCUGUACACUGUAUCAACAUCUGAAGUCGUUUUUCUUUUUAAUUGAGAUAUUGCUUUUUUUUCAUUUCUUUUUUUAAAAUCUUGAUAAAGUUGUUUUAUUUGGAUAAAAUAAAAGAAGGA
Molecule: messenger RNA, 2859 nt
Organism: Cheilinus undulatus (humphead wrasse)
Lineage: Eukaryota; Metazoa; Chordata; Actinopteri; Labriformes; Labridae
Gene: med25
Product: mediator complex subunit 25
Exons: 20
Coding region: 162-2405 (747 amino acids)
Biological process (GO): positive regulation of transcription by RNA polymerase II
Cellular component (GO): mediator complex; transcription regulator complex
Source: RefSeq, a predicted model, not a curated record